This is a messenger RNA of Myotis myotis, 3090 nucleotides long. RefSeq names its product HMG-box transcription factor 1 (gene HBP1). The transcript is spliced from 12 exons. NCBI's taxonomy places the organism in Eukaryota, Metazoa, Chordata, Mammalia, Chiroptera, Vespertilionidae. The record is from RefSeq and is a predicted model, not a curated record. Gene Ontology annotation, biological process: regulation of transcription by RNA polymerase II. Gene Ontology annotation, cellular component: nucleus. Gene Ontology annotation, molecular function: RNA binding; DNA-binding transcription factor activity, RNA polymerase II-specific; protein binding. The coding region runs from base 1133 to 2719 and encodes 528 amino acids.
CCUCCUGCAUGCUCUCUACUGGGGAUCGAACCGGGAAUCGAACCAUAACCUGGUUCAUAGAUCAACACUUAACCACUGAGCCAUGCCAGGUGGGCUAGACUUAGUUAUCUAGUCCUCGUUUCCUUUCCUCUUACCUUAUUUGUGGAUAUGUACUUCUGAAAGUUUGCUAAACAAAAACAGUAGGGUUUUCCCAAUCCCACCCAGUAAAAAUUUGUAAUACUGAAAAUGACAUUUCAAAGUACAGCUGCUGGAGAGCUUUACUCUUCCCUUUUGAGAAUCAGUGAUCUAAUGAAUAGAUGACAUGUGAAUCCUAUAAUACCAAAGCAGUAUGCAAAAGUAUGAAUGAACAAUAGGACUAGCUCUACCAGGAAGUAUUUGAAAGUGGAGCUUGUUUAUCAGAAUGAAUGUCUAAUUGGUAUGUAUGUGAGGGAGUAUUUUUGAAUAUGGACUUUUUAGAUAUUCCUUUACUGUUUCAAGGGCUUGCUUCCCCCAAAUAAUUUGACAAAAAUAAUGAGAGCCCAAAACUUACAUUUGCGUUCGUGUAUUUAAUUAUCACACGAGGUCUGUGAGAUAAGUAGAGGUACUGCAAACCUAAGGUUAAGUGACCUACCUAAGGUGACAAAACCUAAAAGAGUGAAACUCAAGUCUGUUGAUUAAGUCUAGGCUCCCAGUUACUAUAUAGGAGGUUUACAGUAGGAAAACCUCCAUUAUUCAAGAUCAACUUUUGAUAGCCCGUAACCAUGAGGUACAAACACAUAGAACUCAAGUUCCGCAAGUAUUUAUUUGGGUCCUUUUAUUAUUUGUAGGUAGCUCCGCUUUGAAAUUAAUUUUUUUUCAACUUUAAGGAAUAGUGUGAUGGGAUAUUGGUAGAUAACUAAGGCUGGGUGCUAAAGAAACGAUAGUUGCAAGGAGGUAGUAUUAAUGCAUUAUAUAUACAUGGUGCAUGGUGGACACUGCAGGACCUGCAGAUAGGAGAAUAUCUACCUGGGGAGAAUGAGAACAUCAGAGAGCUCUGCAAAGCGAGGGGGAAGGCAGACAAACUGCAACACUGCUUCUGUGGACUCCAAGAACAGCGCUUUUCAUACCGUUAAGGAUAGCUCUCAGGAAAUAGAGUGAAGAAACUGGGAACAACAUGUUCAGUAAUAGGAGGAAUAAGUACAUGUCGGAGCACCAUAACAUGGUGUGGGAAGUGAAGACAAAUCAGAUGCCUAAUGCAGUACAGAAACUCCUGUUGGUAAUGGAUAAGAGAGCUUCAGGAAUGAAUGACUCAUUGGAGUUGCUGCAGUGUAAUGAAAAUUUGCCAUCCUCACCCGGCUAUAACUCCUGUGAUGAACACAUGGAGCUUGAUGACCUUCCUGAACUUCAGGCUGUUCAAAGUGAUCCUACCCAAUCUGCCAUAUACCAGCUAAAUUCAGAUGUUUCACAUCAAGAAUAUCCGAGACCAUCUUGGAACCAAAAUACCUCAGACAUAUCAGAAAGUACUUACCGUGAAAAUGAGGUGGAUUGGCUAACAGAAUUAGCAAAUAUCGCCACCAGUCCACAAAGUCCACUUAUGCAGUGCUCAUUUUACAACAGAUCAUCUCCUGUACACAUCAUAGCUACUAGCAAAAGUUUACAUUCCUAUGCACGCCCUCCCCCCGUGUCCUCUUCUUCUAAGAGCGAGCCAGCCUUCCCUCACCACUGGAAGGAGGAAACACCAGUCAGACAUGAAAGGGCAAAUAGUGAGUCAGAAUCUGGCAUUUUCUGCAUGUCCUCCCUCUCAGAUGAUGAUGAUUUGGGAUGGUGCAAUUCCUGGCCUUCAACUGCUUGGCACUGUUUUUUGAAAGGCACACGACUGUGCUUUCAUAAGGGAAGCAAUAAGGAAUGGCAGGAUGUUGAAGAUUUUGCUAGAGCUGAAGGCUGUGAUAAUGAGGAAGAUCUCCAAAUGGGCACUCACAAGGGCUAUGGUUCCGAUGGCCUGAAGCUGUUAUCACAUGAAGAAAGUGUAUCAUUUGGCGAGUCUGUACUGAAGUUGACUUUUGAUCCUGGUACAGUAGAAGAUGGUUUACUAACUGUAGAGUGUAAGCUGGACCACCCUUUCUAUGUUAAAAAUAAAGGUUGGUCAUCGUUUUAUCCAAGUUUGACUGUGGUACAGCAUGGCAUUCCAUGUUGUGAAAUUCAUAUUGGUGAUGUAUGUCUACCUCCUGGACACCCCGAUGCCAUUAAUUUUGAUGAUUCAGGUGUUUUUGAUACAUUUAAAAGCUAUGACUUCACACCUAUGGAUUCUUCUGCAGUCUAUGUGCUAAGUAGUAUGGCUCGCCAACGUCGUGCGUCUCUGUCAUGUGGAGGAUCUGGAGGUCAAGACUUUGCAAGAUCUGGAUUCAGUAAAAACUGUGGCUCACCUGGAUCAUCACAGCUCUCUUCCAAUUCUUUGUAUGCUAAAGCUGUCAAAAAUCACAGCUCAGGGACUGUGAGUGCCACCUCUCCUAACAAGUGCAAAAGACCAAUGAAUGCCUUCAUGCUUUUUGCCAAAAAAUACAGAGUUGAAUAUACUCAGAUGUAUCCAGGGAAAGAUAACAGAGCCAUAAGUGUGAUCCUUGGUGACAGGUGGAAGAAAAUGAAGAAUGAAGAGAGAAGGAUGUAUACAUUAGAAGCAAAGGCUUUGGCUGAAGAACAAAAACGUUUAAAUCCUGACUGUUGGAAAAGGAAAAGAACCAAUUCAGGCUCACAACAACAUUAAACCAGGAUGCUUAUAUUAAGUCUGCAUUUGCAUAAGCAUAGACUGUUGAUGGGAAGACUUAAGAGGAUGUGUUUUCACCAUUUGUCCGGAAUUCGUGUGACCAUAAGAUACUGAUAGCAUUGAGUCUUCAAAUGAUUUAAUAAUAAGCGUGAGGAUUUGCUUUCUCCAUUAGAGCAUUAAGCUAAAACUAUCAACAUUGUAAACCAAAUUGCCUUAUUUUUCUUCCAAAUUUCACAUGUCUAUCAGGUAACAUAGGCUUGAAAAUUUAAAUCCUGUGGUGCUAAAGUACAGUAGAGAGAGGAGAAGUGUGUACAUGUUUUAUUUUAAAUUGUACAAAAGGGGAACUUAAAAAUAUAUAACUGCUGUUUAUA